Messenger RNA from Meriones unguiculatus (Mongolian gerbil), 2370 nucleotides. RefSeq names its product MYC target 1 (gene Myct1). The transcript is spliced from 2 exons. Bases 2 to 673 code for a protein of 223 amino acids. The record is from RefSeq and is a predicted model, not a curated record. Gene Ontology annotation, cellular component: nucleoplasm. Lineage: Eukaryota; Metazoa; Chordata; Mammalia; Rodentia; Muridae.
UAUGUGGGGUUGCGUGAAAAUUAUUUUUCUCUUGCUGAACCACAAAGGCAUAAAAUCAAACUGCUUCUUUUGGACACCCUGGCUUCUUCUUUUUCUUGUGGACAUUAUGGCUAAUAACACAACAAGUUUAGGGAGCCCAUGGCCAGAAAACUUUUGGGAGGACCUUAUAAUGUCCUUCACCGUGUCCAUGGCGAUUGGGCUUGCCAUCGGAGGAUUUCUCUGGGCGCUGUUCGUUUUCCUGUCUCGAAGAAGAAGGGCCAGCGCGUCCAUCUCACACUGGAGUCCCACCAGGCGACCCAGGUCUUCCUACAACCACGGCCUCAACAGACCUGGAUUCUACCGCCACAGCGGCUAUGAACGUCGAAGCAACCUGAGUUUGGCUAGCCUCACUUUCCAGAGACAAGCUUCCCUGGAGAUGGCAAAUUCCUUCCCCCGGAAAGCAAGCUUCAGGGCUUCCACUUUCCACCCCUUCCUGCAGUGCCCAACACUUCCCGUGGAAACUGAGAGUCAGCUGAUGACCCUGCCUGCCUCCGCCACCCCAUCCACCCUCAGCACGGUGCACAGCGCGAGCCGGCCGGACUUCCGCUGGUCCAGCAGCAGCCUGAGGAUGGGCCUUUCCACACCGCCCCCACCGGCCUAUGAGUCCAUCAUCAAGGCAUUUCCCGAUUCCUGAGUCUGAGCUCUUGUUGUUUUUAAUCAUUUUAGAAAUGUCUCUUCUAGAAAGGAAAUGAUAUAUACGAUAAACAGAAUCUGUGGGCCAUGGUCCCCAAUGACUGAUUUCCUAGUUGAUAGGUUCAUGAAUGCUGGAUAUUACCAAGUAAGGCAAAGUUUCUUUUGAACAUGUUUUUCUUACUUAAAUCUCACAAAAAUAUUAUUCUCCCAAAAAGUUCUGUAUUUAUGUAUUUUGAAUUCAGUGUGAGGCAUUGAACUAAAGAUACUGACUAAAGAUUCAGACAUACAAAUUAUGCACAUUUGUAUGUUUUAGGUUAAGAAGACUUUAGACUUUUGUUUAGGGUUACAGUCUCCAUUCAGUUGCCCAUGUAAGUGCUGACAGGCAAAACCCACUAAAAUAAGGGAUUUUAAUGUUACUUUCUAGGUGAUGAUUGAGCCACCAGCGUCUAGAAUCUUAAGAACUUUUAUGUUGUGCAUUUACAAGAUGAUGGAACAGAGGACAUUCUAAAUUCCUCAGUUAUGUGUGAGAAUCAAGCAGAGAUGCUGAGCUCUGUUGACAUCAGAGGAUGGUUCAGUCUUGAUAUUUGUUUUUUUCCCAGAUAGGGUCAUUUUGUAGUUCUAUCCAUCUCGUUAAUGCAAAACAAUUGGAUGUAGUAAGAGGAUUUAACAUGACGGUCGUGGUAACGUACUCAACACAGCAGCAGCACCUCCCAUUCAGUUCUAAGCACAAGUUUUUAUUUCACAUAGAGUGACCUUUCUCUUGGAUUGGAUCUAACUAGAAAAGAAUUUUAUCUAGGAGAGUGGUUCUUAACCCGUGAGUUCAUGACUCCUUUGGGGGUCAAAAUACACUUUCACAACGGUCACCUAAGACUGUUGGAAAACACAGAUAUUUACAAUACAACUUACAAUAGUAGCAACAUUACAGUUACAAAGUAGCAAUGACAUAAUGUUAUGGUUGGGAGGUCACCACAACAAGAGGAACCGUAUUGAUGGGUUGCAGCGUCAGGAAGGUUGAGAACCACUGCUCUAGGGGAAUAUUUCCUGUUAACUGCAGUCAAAAAAGGGUGGUUCUGCCGAGACAGUCACAGUGAAAACAUGUUGCAACCCUGGACAGCAAUUCCUCCUGGGUUAUCUCUACCCACAGGCAACCAUUGUGUGGGUAAUGCUCUGUGAACCCCAGCCCCACAUUCUCCAAUGUCUUCCUAAGGUGAUUAAAGCAGGCUAAAAGGUCGCUGUUUCACGUAUUUGCCCAGGGUGUCUAUAGCAACAGGUGAAGACAUCUUUAAUGUGGGCACCAGAGACUUUGGCCCUUUUUCUUCAGGGAGACGAGUUCACCGGGGUAUUAUUUGGAAAUCUGGUAUUUCAUAUUUGACAUACUGAGUAUUUAGCUUGUGCAAUUGUUUAUUUUUCUGUGUAUUAGGGUUUUCAGUGAUACCCAGUGGUCCCAGCUAAUGGUGUCUGAAUGUAGCUCAAGAACAUGUCUUUGCAUAAAAGAUCCUGAUAGCUUUUCAUUAUUAGCUCUAUAGAAUUUGUGCUACCUAUUGUUCCUCAAGAGAAAUUAGUCUUCAAAAUGCCUGCCAAACAUACUUUGCAAUUAAAUAUGUAAGAGAAAAAGGAAGUAAAAUUAUAAGGCAAAAUAAGAAGCUGAGAGGAGAGCUGAUGUGUUGGCAGCUGAUUUUUUUUUUUUUUUUUUUUUUU